AUGGAGUCGGAAACAGGAGUGUCACGAUGGAUAGUUGUGGCCUGUUUUCUGCUUGUGAGUCUCCAAGUUUGUUCUGCUGUCAACAGUACGAGACUGUUAGUACUUGGGGACUGGGGGGGAAUCGACAUACUGCCAUACAGGACAUUGGUAGAGGUCAGCGUGGCUAAACAGAUGGGUAUUCUGGCAGAUCGGUACGCACCACAGAAUAUUCUUGCCUUAGGAGACAAUUUCUACUUUGAUGGGGUGAAGGAUGUCACAGACAAACGUUUCAAAGAAACAUACGAGGACGUUUUCACCAGGCAGUCGUUGAUGGUACCGUGGCAUGUGAUUGCAGGAAAUCAUGAUCAUAAGGGAAAUGUUUCUGCUCAAAUCGCAUAUUCUAAGAUUGACGACCGAUGGAACUUCCCUUAUUUCUACUACAAAUUAUCACUAACAGUUCCAGGGGGCGCCAACUUGGACAUCAUUAUGAUAGACACAAUAUUACUUUGUGGGAACACAGGCAUGGACCAAGACGGGGCCCAGCCCAAGGGACCGACAGAUUUUAAAGCUGCAGAUGACCAAUGGACCUGGAUCAGUAGCAUGCUGCAGUCGAGCAAAGCUGAAUUCUUGCUUGUGGCAGGUCACUUUCCUGUGUAUUCCAUCGCAGAACAUGGCCCGACAGAUUGCUUGGUUAAGCAACUUUUACCAUUAUUACAGAAAUAUCAAGUCACUGCCUACCUCAGUGGUCACGAUCACAACUUACAGCACCUGGAAUCGGUUACUUCUGAACCUCCCAUCAACAUGUUUGUGAUUGGUGCUGCAAACUUUGUUGAUACGAGUACCAAACACAGCAAGUCUGUUCCAAAUGGCUCUUCCAAAUUCAUGUGGGCCAAAGCACAGGACCUUGGGGGAUUUGCCUACAUUGAAACUGUCAGAAACAACAUGACAUUCACGUUUGUAGAUGGACGAGGGCAGUCAAUAUAUCAGAAAGUUCUCUUUCCAAGAAAAGUAUGACGAAGUGCAUUGGUCAUUUUCGACACCUUAUACUGUUUCUGAUAUGAAAUUGAACUAUUUUUUACGGCAUCGAUACUUUAAG
Ylistrum balloti is the source of this 1075-nucleotide messenger RNA. RefSeq names its product tartrate-resistant acid phosphatase type 5-like. The transcript has 6 exons. NCBI's taxonomy places the organism in Eukaryota, Metazoa, Mollusca, Bivalvia, Pectinida, Pectinidae. The record is from RefSeq and is a predicted model, not a curated record. The coding region runs from base 1 to 993 and encodes 330 amino acids. Gene Ontology annotation, biological process: bone resorption. Gene Ontology annotation, molecular function: ferrous iron binding; acid phosphatase activity; ferric iron binding.